AUGAAGAACGACCCAGAAGGGCGCAUGUCAUACCCCAGACAUGUAUAUGCGAAUCCGUCGCAUCCUGCUAUUUGCCCCAUUUUAAGUUUGGGUGUCUUGUUGUUUACUCGCGGAGCGCAAGUGCCUGAGUCCCCGACGCUUCUGUUUGGCUACAAUGCAAAGGAUCGGUUUUCGGCUUGGCUCGCGAAGACAUGCGCAGCAAAUGCCGACGACAUUGCUGGCCUCGGACUGUCCAUCUCGGACAUUGUCCUGGUGGCCCACAAGCAGUUAUGGUCUGGCUGCGAGCUGGUUGGAGCCUCGGUGGGGUCCAAGGACGAUACAUAUUUGAAGGAUCUGGAGGCGAUCAAUUUGUUGGCAAAGUUGCAACUGUUUGGAGCGCUUCCACCACAUUUUGGGCCAUCGAUCUCGCUCAGUCCAGCACAGUGGGAGUCAAACUUGCCGGGAUACUCAUCGCUUUAUCCGGCUACGUUUCGAUCGGCCGUCCCAUAUCUGCUGGCGUCGUUGGUCCACCACCACGCAUGGUUGAAGAGUACUCUCCACCACAGCCACCCCUUGUUUCUGUCCCCUGUGUGGUUGUCCGGGUCGCUGACAGCCCUUGCAGCUGGCCUUCACGGUGGUACCUUGUACAAUCCCAUCACCAACAUGACGGCGACUGGCAUCCCACCACACGUCCCGUUGUACCAGCAAUUGCGAGUUGUCCAAACCAACUUGGGGAAGUUGGCUCAACAUGUUGACGACGGGUUUAAAUCUAUCCCUCUCCAACUUCGCAAUGUCUUGGACUCUACCAACCAUAACACAGCAUCAGUGAAAAUGGAGCAACUCAAUGCCGCUGCCGCCAACCACCAGUAA
Molecule: messenger RNA, 849 nt
Organism: Aphanomyces astaci
Lineage: Eukaryota; Oomycota; Saprolegniomycetes; Saprolegniales; Verrucalvaceae
Exons: 5
Coding region: 1-849 (282 amino acids)
Source: RefSeq, a predicted model, not a curated record